AUGGGCUCGAAUUAUAGCACGCUUCGCUCCAGUUCCCCAAGCAUACUUGGGAAACGGUCUACUCUCGAUGAUGCUCUUGACGCACCGCCAGCGAAAAGGCUCAUGUCAGAACGCUGUGGAUUUGUCGAAGAUGCCCAGGUUUUGUCCAAGCGUCGCCAUGAGGAGGACGAUUCGCAGCGUCACAAGAAACUUAAAGAAGAUGAUUCCAAUUCACAGACUGAUAAGAGGGUUGUUGUGCAUGCGACACAUCAUCCAGUCAAUUCAAAGCACGUAUUUCCCUUUUUGAUGCUCCCGGUCGAGCUAGGCAAUAUCAUUCUCCAUAUUUUGGCGAACGAUCGUGACACGUUAUACACACUUUCACUUGUGUCUGGGCUUCUCCGAGUCUACGUACUGCCGCUCUAUCUAAAGGCCGCAGGCUUCAUUGAUUCCUCGAACAAUGUCGGUCCAGUCAUAACUUAUGAGCACACACGGCCCGUCAUCGUGUGGCGCGGCAUGCAAGGCCUUCCUACUCCCCCAUCUAUGUGGAUCUGUAUCAUCGCGAAUGCAGCAAUGGCCAAAUGCCAGCUUUACGGGUUGGCGGGAUUCUUCAUCUCGAGUCGUACCCAGCUCGCUAUAUCCAACAUUGUCAUCGAGCUUCACAACGCGCGGCUCGCUCUAGCCACAUGCAAGUUCCUACAGACCGUGGCCACCGAUCUUCGAGCUAUCGAGUCUCCUGAAGACAUCCCUGUCGUCAACUCCGGUCUAUUUUAUCCUCGUCUGCAGAAGAUGCAGGUCAAAUCUGCCGUAUUCUUCUCUGCGGAGUACAUUAGUUGGAUGGUUCACACCCUCAACAGUGCAGCGCUCACUGCGCUCGAUCUCCAGCUCGACAACAGAGGUUCACCAUCGUGGCGUCUUAUUUUACCUCACCUCCACAUGGAGCAUCUGGAAACCCUCUACAUCGAUGGUGCGCUACCCAUCAACACAAUUUUCCGUUUCCUCCUUCAUCAUCCCAGCAUAUGUGAGCUCCGGAUUGGUCACUUUACUCGCCCUGGUUUCCUCCCCUACACCGCCCAUCCACCUAAUAUGGACCACCUCGAAGUCCUCGUGGGUUCUCACGACUACAUAAUCCCCUUACUUGCACGGGGUCUUCCUGCACUGCAGCGUCUUGUGGUCAUACUGGAUCAUCCUUUCGCGAUUGGCCUAUUUCUCAAUUCCGAGCUCCGAGGGGUGAUAAACAGUGCUCGACGCUGUACGCGUCUCCAAGAGCUCGACAUCGCCCUUCCCUGUGGUUACAUCGCACAGCCAGAAUCCGACUCGUUCUUCAUUGUAGACGACCCACAACACCUUCGCACGAAACGCGGUCUUUCGAAUGUGCGCACGAUCACCAUCCGCGCUACAUGGGACGCAGAUGAAUUUACCUUAUCUUCAACUCAUCUGAGUGUUCUUAUCUCUUUCCUUCGGUACGACACUUGCGUAUAG
Messenger RNA from Sparassis crispa, 1458 nucleotides. RefSeq lists its product as hypothetical. The coding region runs from base 1 to 1458 and encodes 485 amino acids. The record is from RefSeq and is a predicted model, not a curated record. Lineage: Eukaryota; Fungi; Basidiomycota; Agaricomycetes; Polyporales; Sparassidaceae. The transcript has 6 exons.